AUGGCAAGCCCUAGUGCACGGGCCGGACCUGCCGCCAACAACGACGACGACACGGUCUCAGUCAGUGCCAUCACUGAUAUCGAGCUCGACAGCAAGGGUGCUGGCUCUCCGCCUCCUUCCAGUUUCGGACAAGUCUUGCAUCCGGAUAUCGGUGGAGGCGGUGAGCAUGUCGAAGCUGCGCAUUCCGCUGGCGGUGUCGGCCCCAUCAGCGCUGCAGGUUCCGGCGUUGCGACCCGCCAACCACCCGCAUCUCCCACCCUCGAAGCAGCAUUAGGCGAGACCUUGGUCAUAAGCGGAGGCAGCGGGUACAAUGAUCUUGUCGGCGCCACACCAGGCGCCACCUAUGUAAUGCCCAUCUCUGACAAUGGUGGCUCCUCCUCAGAGAUCAUUCGCGUGCUUGGAGGACCUUCCAUCGGAGACCUUCGAUCGCGACUAAACCGUCUCAUUCCGACCCCAUCACAGCACGACCCCUUUGCGUCCUCCUCAUCGUCCGAGCCACCACAAUCAAACGAAGCCAUCCACAACCUUCUCUCCUACCGUCUUCCCUCUUCCGGCAAAUCGCGCGAGAUCAAGCAAGAAUGGAUGGACAUCCUCGAAGGCCGUCAUCGUCUCUGGCGAGGCAUAGAAUCCGAACGCAAAGAAGUUAUUCGAGGCUUCCUCGUCCAUUUUGAAAGCGAAGUCCUACGUCGUGCACAUCGACACUUCAACUUCCGCGGAGGAUCAAUCGGAAACUUUUUUCUAGCAGCAGCACAGAAGUUCUUUCGUUCGAUACAAAGUGCUAUCUUUCUCUUCUCGGCGACAACGCAGAUCAGUACCUCUUCACCGGCGAGUAAAGUGUUGCCAGUGAUCAACACGAAUCAUACGGCGACGAUAGCGGCGGAGCUGGAAGAUGGAGAGAUUAUCGUGGGGCAAUGCGAGAUAUCGCAUCCUGCGCCGAAGCCGCGGAGGAGUAGUGUUGCGCUAAAGAUUUCGUUGGCGCCUGCGGCGAUGGAGAGAGGUGGGUCGUUGGCGAGUCAGCCUCCGGGGACGCCGUCUUCUGCUGUAUGGGAUCAGCAGGUGGGGUCAGGAAGGGAGGGGAUGCUUCCUGCAGAAGCACUACAAGGGCUGGGAUUAGGCGAUGGAGGACCAUUGACGCCAGGAUUUGGUCCACCAGCUCACUAUCAUGUCAAUGAGCUGUUUGCGUCUGCUUCGUCAAACUAUACGUCGAUGAAUGCCAGCGUUGAUGCGCUCAAGACCGGCGCUUCAGACUCCGAAUCUCACAGUGGCCCAUCAUCAAAAUUGGGAGCAAGAAGCGCCGCAGGACCAAGCCCCCUCUUCGCACAGCUGGUAGACGACCGAGCAGCCGCAUACUCCGCACAAGCGCGCAAAGGUCUCACGACGGUCGGCAACCAAAAAGAUGGCUUGGAUCCAGAAGACGACGACCAAGACUCCCAAGACGGAAUCGAUGCCGCCGACUCCCCUAGGGACAGCAAUGCUGCCGAAAAAGAUCCCAGCCCUGACUCUAACCUCCCAUCUUUGAUUGCUAUGAGUCGAAAAGCAUUCAGCCAACACUCGAAUAGCAGCAGCACAAAAACCAGAAGCUCGUGGAAAGAGAAAACGGGCAACAUAAUCUUCUCCAAAGCCGAAGACGAAGAUUAUGAACCAGCUCUGCCUUCACCCAUCCGUCGAAUCUUCUACGUCAACGCUUAUCGAAACGAGAUUUACCCCGCACCCAACCCGUCAUUCGUAACAGCACUGAGUCGGAGCAAAACGAUCAUCUACUCGUGCGGUUCGCUGUGGACUAGUAUCGUCCCUUGCCUCUGUCUGAGAAGCAUUGCGACGAGUAUCGCCACUUCAUCUACGCUGAGGUAUAAGGUGUUGCUGCUGAACUCGGUGCAAGAUCGCGAAACGAGGGGGAUGGAUGCGGUUGAUUUUGUCCAGGCUAUUCGUAGGUCAUUAAAUCAUAGCGACCAGCCAACACCAGUUGGAGGGAAAGGGGAAGAGUGGAAACUGAACCAGCUCAUCUCGCAUGUCGUUUAUUUUCCUGAUGGUCAAGUUAAGGUGGAUGUAGAAAAGCUAGAAGCGUUAGGAAUCAGAUGUAUUGCAGCAAAGUCGCAGUCAAGGAGCAAAAGCGGAGCGCCAAAGUUUGACGAGGAGAGCGUUCGAACGGCUCUUCGUAGGAUCACAACGCAAGCUUAG
This is a messenger RNA of Ustilago hordei, 2178 nucleotides long. RefSeq lists its product as uncharacterized. Gene Ontology annotation, molecular function: LPPG:FO 2-phospho-L-lactate transferase activity. The record is from RefSeq and is a predicted model, not a curated record. The transcript has a single exon. Bases 1 to 2178 code for a protein of 725 amino acids. Lineage: Eukaryota; Fungi; Basidiomycota; Ustilaginomycetes; Ustilaginales; Ustilaginaceae.